Cutaneotrichosporon oleaginosum is the source of this 312-nucleotide messenger RNA. RefSeq lists its product as uncharacterized. NCBI's taxonomy places the organism in Eukaryota, Fungi, Basidiomycota, Tremellomycetes, Trichosporonales, Trichosporonaceae. The record is from RefSeq and is a predicted model, not a curated record.
UUCCUCUGUUACUGCCCCGACCGCACGGGCCCCGGCGUGCUCGAGACGCGCCUCAAGGUCCGCGCCGAGCACUUUGCGGGCUACAAGCGCACGCUGGAGGCGGGCAAUGCUGAAUUCGGCCGCGCGUUCCUCCCGCCCCCCGGCGACGAGCUGUACUCCCCCGACCGCCUCGCGGUCCUCCCGCCAAACGUGCAGCCCAUGGGCGGGAGCGUGCUCAUGCUCCGCUACCCCAGCCUCGAGGAGGCGUGGGCGCGCGUCAAAGAAGACGUGUACUAUACCGCCGGGGUGUGGGAUCCCGAGCGCGUGUUUGUC